AUGAUUGCCCUCUUCUUCUUGGGAGUUCUGCUUUUAUGUCACAGCCAUGCUAUAAAUUAUCCUGAUGCCAACGAGGUUAUGACGAAGCUACCCCAAACAUUCAUGAUUCAGUCACUUGGAAAUUAUCCGAAUUUAAUAUGUGGUUACCAGCAUUUCUACAAUGAGACCCGGAGAGGUCAGACUUACCUAAAAUAUGAUUCACAAUUUAAGUAUCCGGACCGCUUAAUUGGCCUAUCUCUCUACGUAAGAAAUGUGACUGGGUACAAAAUUAUUAUGGCUACUCGACCAGAAUCCGUGUUUCCUGCAACAUACAGUCGCCACAUAUUGUUUUCCAACAUGAAAUCUUGUAUGAUAAUCAAAAACCCGGACCCAGCAUUUCCUCAAGGUUGGUAA
Messenger RNA from Ixodes scapularis (black-legged tick), 393 nucleotides. RefSeq lists its product as uncharacterized. The record is from RefSeq and is a predicted model, not a curated record. Lineage: Eukaryota; Metazoa; Arthropoda; Arachnida; Ixodida; Ixodidae. The transcript is spliced from 4 exons. The coding region runs from base 1 to 393 and encodes 130 amino acids.